AUGAUGUUGCUCUCAAGUACACGAUGCCGCCAAUUCGGCAUAGCCACCAAACAGGCUAAUGCGCUAUGCCGCGCGCUGAGCAGCUCAGCAAGCAGGAAACAGGACCCUCGUCUAAGCGAUCUGGGGAGGGAAAUUAGAGACGAAUACGCAGUGCUCCGCGAGGAAUAUGAAACACCGAAACACCCCAUCAUCCUCGCCCACGGCCUGCUAGGCUUUGAUGAGCUGCGCCUCGGAGGCUCGAGGCUGCCAGGAAUACAGUACUGGCGCGGGAUCCGCGAAGCAUACGAGGCCAAGGGCAUCGAAGUCAUCGUAGCGUCAGUGUCUGCAUCGGGGUCCGUCGAGGCGCGCGGGCUCAAGCUCGGCGAGACAAUCGCCGAGAAGGCGAAUGGGAAGAGCGUCAACAUCAUUGCUGGCCUCGAUGCGCGAUACAUGAUUAGCCAACUGAAGCCGAAGAAUGUCGACGUCAAGUCGCUGACGACGAUCGCGUCGCCGCACCGGGGCUCUGCGUUUGCGGACUUUAUGAUGGACCAAAUUGGGCCAAACAACCUCCCUAGGGCAUACCGUGCACUUGAAUUCUUUGGCUUUGAGACGGGAGCGUUCUCCCAGCUGACGAGGAAGUAUAUGCAGGAGGAGUUUAAUCCCAAGACGCCAGACAGGGAAGGCGUGAGGUACUACUCAUAUGGCGCGUCGCUUGAGCCAACGUACUGGUCCGUAUUCCGGCCCUCGCACGACAUUAUCAAGGUACUUGAAGAAGAGCAGAACGACGGGCUUGUUAGCGUCCCUAGCAGCAAGUGGGGCACGUACAAAGGCACGCUAAUGGGUGUGAGCCAUCUCGACCUGAUCAACUGGACCAGUAGGAUAAAAUGGCUGCUAUUCAGGAUCAUUGGCAACAAACCGAAAUUCAACGGCAUAGCCUUGUACUUGGAUAUAGCAGACAUGCUGGCGAAAGAGGGGCUCUAG
Molecule: messenger RNA, 960 nt
Organism: Aplosporella prunicola CBS 121167
Lineage: Eukaryota; Fungi; Ascomycota; Dothideomycetes; Botryosphaeriales; Aplosporellaceae
Exons: 9
Coding region: 1-960 (319 amino acids)
Molecular function (GO): triacylglycerol lipase activity
Source: RefSeq, a predicted model, not a curated record